Molecule: messenger RNA, 1953 nt
Organism: Peniophora sp. CBMAI 1063
Lineage: Eukaryota; Fungi; Basidiomycota; Agaricomycetes; Russulales; Peniophoraceae
Source: the annotation of a GenBank genome assembly
AUGCCGUCGCUACCACAAUCACCACUGUCGCCGCGCUUCCCGGGCGCGUCGCCGUCAUCGCCGCUGUUGGCAAGUUUCAACCCGGCAGAAUCUCAGCAGCGCGACUCUAUGGCCUCUGGAUCUUCGGGAGCUGGAAGUUCUGGGGCCGGACGCGACUCAUACUUCGCUCUGAGCCCUCCUCCGCGUUACCGUGACUCUGCAGCUCCAUCAAUAGCGCCGUCGAUGGCAGCCUCUGCGCGGGAUGAUGUUGUGUCCGAGUGGAACAUCUCUGCUACUGGACACCUGUACGCCGAUGGGAUGCUCGUCUCCGACCCGCCAGAACCAGACGACGAGCUGCAUCGCCCCGAUAAGUUUGAGGGCUCUUACGGAAGGGGCAACAUCUUUACCGCGCGCGGCAUCAGCAAUCUCGGGUUCUUGUUUCUUCUGACGGGCGGCUUGGUGAUGCUGUUUGCCGGCUGGCCAAUAUACGCACACUACACUCGUCCGUAUAUCCCACAUGAUGAUAAUGGCUACGAAGACACCAAUGCGAUUGGCUUCAACAGCAAUGCUGGUGGGAACUCAAGUUCAUCAUCUGGGAAUGGUGGCGCGAUGCAGGCGAAGGGUAAGAUGCCCUUACCGCAACUCGUCGAUCCGGAAACGCCGGAUGCUGCCAAGACGAAGAAGUCAUUCCGCGAUGGGGAGGAUUGGGAGCUUGUGUUCAGCGAUGAGUUCAACACCGACAAUCGCUCGUUCUAUCCUGGAGACGACCCGUACUGGACUGCAGCGGACUUACAUUACUGGGGCACGAACGAUCUCGAGUGGUACGACCCUCAAAUGGCCACUACGCGGGACGGAUACCUGCGCCUUCAGAUAAGGGAGGCGGAUCCGAUCAACAACCAUAACAUGAGCUUUAUGUCAGGAAUGAUCCAGUCCUGGAAUAAGCUCUGCUUCACCGGCGGUUUGAUCGAGGUCAGCGUGCAGUUACCGGGUACGAGCAACAAGCCAGGUCUUUGGCCAGCAGUCUGGGCGAUGGGCAAUCUGGGCCGCGCAGGAUACGGCGCUUCUCUUGAUGGCAUGUGGCCUUAUACCUACGAUCAUUGUGACGUUGGUACCUUGCCCAAUCAAACGUACCCUGGCACUUCGACCCCACUCGCGGCAGUUCAGAACGGCGACCCUUCAACGAACAAUAUGUUGUCGUACCUUCCUGGACAACGCCUGUCUGCCUGUACCUGUCCCGGUGAACCCCAUCCCGGCCCCACUCUGUCAAACGGAUCCUAUGUCGGGCGAGCCGCUCCCGAGAUCGACAUCUUCGAAGCACUAAACAAUGCUGGCUAUGGUCAAGUCUCUCAGUCUGCUCAAUGGGCCCCAUUCAACGCCGAAUACAAGUGGCUGAACGACUCGACGAACUUGCACAUCACCGACAAGACCGUAACCCAGCUUAACGAUUAUAUUGGCGGCUCGACCCAACAGACCACGUCAGGCUUGUCUGUUACGAAUCAGGACUGCUACGAGCUCGAGAAGGGAUGCUUCUCCGACUACGGUUUCGAGUACAAGCCCGGUUAUGCGGAGGACGAUGCGUACAUCACCUGGAUCGUGAACGACACAGCCGUCUGGGGACUUGAAGCCGCCGGACUAGCGGCUGAUCCGGAGACGGAGAUCCAUGCCAGGCCGGUCCCGUUCGAGCCGAUGUACAUCAUCAUGAACUUGGGAUUGUCCAAGAACUUCGUCUGGAACCUUGACUUAACAACGCUCACGUUCCCGGCAACCAUGCUGGUGGACUGGGUCAGGGUGUACCAGCCAAAGGGGAGCACGAACGUUGGGUGCGACCCCGCAAGCGCGCCUACAAAGACAUACAUUGACCAGCAUAUGGAAGCUUAUACUAAUCCCAACCUUACCAUCUGGGGCACGAACGGAGUGCCAGGCGGCGCGUACAUGCAGCCUCAACCCAAGAACUCCAUGAAAGAUGGUUGUUGA